AUGGCCGAAGUGAUGUCGGUGUGCAUGCCUCUUUGUGGCCUUGCAGCGCAAGCCAGUUGGCCCAACAGCUGCAACUUGAAUCUCUACCAGGACGGGCAGCACUCGGUUGGCUGGCAUGCGGACAACGAAGCCCUGUUCCAAGGCAAGUACCAGGACUGCAGGAUUAUCUCCUUGUCCCUGGGUCAGAGCAGACGCUUUGAACUCAUGUGCGGUCAAGACUUCCACAGGCUGGAGCUCAGCGAUGGGGACCUGUGCACAAUGGAGGGCAUGACCCAGAAGUGGUACAAGCACCGUGUGCCCAAGGAGUCUGGAAGGAACGUGGGCCCACGGAUCAAUCUUACGUGGAGGUGGAUUGUGCAGCAUCACGACUGUCCCUGCGCUGAAGCGCCGGAAGCCCCUGAGGUGCCGGCAAAGCGAAAACGCACUAGCUGUGCCUCGGUCGGUGGUUGGUCAGCAUCUCACGGAUAA
Symbiodinium pilosum is the source of this 468-nucleotide messenger RNA. NCBI's taxonomy places the organism in Eukaryota, Dinophyceae, Suessiales, Symbiodiniaceae. The record is from the annotation of a GenBank genome assembly.